ACUCAGCCCUUGGGUGGAAAACAACCCAAAAUGUGUGUUUUUUUUUUUUUUAAAAAAAGAGGAGUGCUUGUCAUGAUCUUUAAGAUUAGCUACAAGGAGAAACUUGGCGCAGCACGUUAAAGUUAAAAGUAUGGGUACAGUUUUUAAUUUUGACCUUUGUUUCACCAUUACAAAAAAUUUCUGCAAAGACAUUUAGCUUUAGGCUCACUUCUGCUUUUAUGUGUGCAAAUCUGCAUUAUAGAACACUUUGUAUUCUUUUGGGUUUGAAGUAUGGUGACCAUUUUAACAUUUCAGCCAUGUUGUUGGAGGUGACUGUAAUAGGAGUGACCACAGGAUGACCAUAACCAGCCAGAGGAAAUGGACUGAUGUCUCUGGUUAAUGUUUCACCCUUCUCAUAGGAACAGCACACACAGUCACAGCACUCAGCAUUAAUGGAGGGACUCAAAAAAUGAUCCAACAUUCAAAGUAGAGGCAAAUAAUCGAGAAUGAUGAUUUGUGAAAUUAUGGCUCAGCAGUACUAACAGUUGGUUGUUUCCGAGGUUAAUUGAUUGUCUUAAUAUUCACUAGGCGUUGUGUAUAGUGAUCUUCCUUUUUUUUUCUUUGUAUGGAAUUCAUGACUUGAUGCUUUUGUUACCAAGGGACUUGACCAGUUUUUUUGUGGAAUAGCCAAAUCCUGCUGGAGCAUAUUUCCAGAGUUAAUGAGCUGGAUUCUAAAACGUUACACCUGGGAAAUGACUCUAAACUGGCCAUAGUAUCACACAGAGAUCCAGCAGUGGGAAGGAAUAUUCAGCAUUCAACUGAACACUGAGGCAAAUUAAACUACUAUAAAUUACUUUCAUGGGCCGUGGUUUCCUUAAUCCAUCACAUAAUGAACAGGAGAGGAAUUUACUGGAGGAAGGAACGUAAAGAUCAACAGAUCCGCAAAUAAACCCGUUCAUGAUCAGCAAUAGGGAAUUGAUGAAACUAGUAUAAAUUCCAAGACUUGCUGCCCCGCCAACAUCUACCUUGCUCCAUGAAGGCCGCAUUAGAAACCAACUGAAGCAAUGAGGUUUCAUCUGAAGUUUUACUUGCAUUACCUGGUUCUGUUGGGUUUCAGCUGUGUAAUUUCUACCUAUGGCCCAUAUCAGAGGGCCCAGAGGACAGGUGACAUACUGCUGGGGGGGCUUUUCCCAAUACACUUUGGGGUGGCCUCCAAAGACCAGGAUCUUGCAGCAAGGCCAGAGUCAACUGAGUGUGUCAGAUAUAACUUUCGUGGAUUCCGUUGGCUACAAUCUAUGAUCUUUGCUAUAGAGGAGAUCAACAACAGCUCUACUCUUCUUCCAAACAUCACACUUGGCUACCGCAUAUUUGACACAUGCAACACUGUCUCGAAGGCCCUAGAGGCGUCGCUAAGCUUUGUUGCACAGAAUAAGAUUGAUUCACUCAACUUGGAUGAGUUCUGUAACUGCACAGGGAACAUCCCAUCAACCAUUGCAGUGGUUGGAGCAUCUGGAUCUGCAGUGUCAACAGCAGUGGCUGACCUAGUGGGCCUCUUCUACAUUCCCCAGAUCAGCUAUGCUUCAUCCAGUCGACUUUUGAGCAACAAGAAUCAGUACAAAUCCUUCAUGAGAACUAUCCCUACAGAUGAGUAUCAGGCUAUUGCUAUGGCUGCCAUCAUUGACCACUUCCAGUGGAACUGGGUGAUUGCUAUCGCCUCUGAUGAUGAAUAUGGCCGUCCGGGUAUUGAAAAGUUUGAAAAUGAAAUGUUCCAUAGGGACAUUUGCAUUGAUCUCAAUGUUUUAAUUUCACAAUACAUUGAUGAAGCUGAGAUUCGGCGUCUGGCAGACCGCAUUGAAAACUCAACCGCCAGGGUCAUUGCUGUGUUUGCUAGUGGCCCAGAUGUUGAGCCACUUAUUAAAGAAAUGGUGAGGCGAAACAUCACAGACCGCGUCUGGUUGGCGAGUGAGGCAUGGGCCAGCUCUAGUCUAGUUGCCAAGCCAGAGUACCUUGAUGUCAUGGGUGGAACGAUUGGCUUUGCACUGAGGGCUGGGAACAUACCCGGCUUUAAAGAAUUCUUACAGCAAGUCCAUCCAAAGAAGUCCAGCCAUAAUGAAUUUGUGAGGGAAUUUUGGGAAGAGACCUUUAACUGUUACCUAGAAGAUAGUCCAAGGAAUGAGGACAGUGAAAAUGGCAGUACAAGUUUCAGACCACUGUGCACUGGUGAAGAGGAUAUUGCAAGUGUAGAGACACCGUACCUGGACUACACACACCUAAGGAUUUCUUACAAUGUGUACGUUGCUGUUUAUGCCAUAGCACAGGCACUUCAGGACAUACUUACCUGCACACCUGGAAAAGGAUUGUUUGCUAAUGGCUCUUGUGCAGACAUUAGGAAAGUUGAAGCAUGGCAGGUUCUGAAACAACUAAGACACCUCAACUUCAUAAACAGCAUGGGGGAGAGGGUGCGUUUUGACAAUGGCAGUGAGCUCUCAGCAAAUUAUACCAUUAUAAACUGGCAUCGAUCCCCUGAGGAUGGGUCUGUUGUAUUUAAGGAAGUUGGUUAUUACAGCAUACAUAACAAGAACGGGGCCAAACUUUCCAUUGACAAGACAAAAAUACUGUGGAACGGCCAUCUCACUGAGGUACCAUUUUCCAACUGUAGCGAGGAGUGUGAACCUGGAACCAGAAAAGGAAUUAUUGAUGGCAAACCCACAUGCUGCUUUGAGUGUACAGAGUGCUCAGAUGGGGAGUACAGUGAUCAUAAAGAUGCCAGUGUUUGCUCUAAAUGCCCAAACAACUCCUGGUCUAAUGGCAAUCACACUUCCUGCUUUCUGAAGGAGAUUGAGUUUCUGUCCUGGACCGAACCUUUUGGGAUCGCUUUGGCCUUAUUUGCAGUACUUGGGGUUCUGUUAACGGCUUUUGUGUUGGGUGUUUUUGUGCAAUUCCGUGAUACUCCAGUUGUGAAAGCAUCCAACCGAGAGCUGUCAUUUCUUUUGCUGUUCUCACUUAUCUGUUGUUUCUCUAGCUCUCUCAUUUUCAUAGGCGAACCACAGGACUGGACAUGCCGUGUACGGCAACCAGCCUUUGGAAUCAGCUUUGUGUUAUGCAUCUCUUGCAUUCUGGUUAAAACCAACCGUGUCCUACUGGUGUUUGAAGCCAAAAUCCCCACCAGUCUCCACCGUAAAUGGUGGGGACUGAACCUGCAGUUCUUACUAGUGUUCCUGUUCACAUUUGUGCAAGUGAUGAUCUGCGUGGUUUGGUUGUACAACGCUCCACCAGGGAGUUACAAGAACUAUGACAUUGAUGAGAUCAUCUUUAUCACCUGUAAUGAGGGCUCCAUGAUGGCGUUGGGAUUCCUCAUUGGCUAUACAUGCCUGCUGGCUGCCAUCUGUUUCUUCUUUGCAUUCAAGUCUCGGAAACUUCCUGAAAACUUCACAGAGGCCAAGUUCAUAACAUUUAGUAUGCUCAUUUUUUUCAUCGUUUGGAUCUCCUUCAUCCCUGCAUACUUCAGCACCUAUGGCAAAUUUGUCUCAGCGGUUGAGGUCAUUGCCAUUCUGGCUUCCAGCUUCAGUUUGCUAGCCUGCAUCUUUUUUAACAAGGUGUACAUAAUUCUCUUAAAACCAUCCAGGAACACAAUUGAGGAGGUUCGCUGCAGCACAGCAGCUCAUUCGUUCAAAGCAGCAGCGAAGGCGACGCUACGGCACAGCUCUGCCUCCAGAAAGAGGUCCGGCAGUGUGGGUGGGUCCUCUGCCUCCUCGCCCUCUUCAUCGAUCAGCCUGAAGACCAAUGGGAAUGAAAUGUCCCCCUCUACACGCAGACAUAGUCAAAAACCAAGGGUGAGCUUUGGAAGUGGAACAGUCAGUCUCUCCUUGAGCUUUGAGGAAGCUAGAAAGAACUCGGUGAAAUGAUU
Molecule: messenger RNA, 3886 nt
Organism: Megalobrama amblycephala (Wuchang bream)
Lineage: Eukaryota; Metazoa; Chordata; Actinopteri; Cypriniformes; Xenocyprididae
Gene: casr
Product: calcium-sensing receptor
Exons: 9
Coding region: 1044-3884 (946 amino acids)
Biological process (GO): G protein-coupled receptor signaling pathway; detection of calcium ion; intracellular calcium ion homeostasis
Cellular component (GO): membrane
Molecular function (GO): G protein-coupled receptor activity; calcium ion binding
Source: RefSeq, a predicted model, not a curated record